AUGGCCGAGGACAAGGGCGAGCGGCUGGGGAUGAGCGUGCAGGGCUGCGCCAACCACGCCUUCGAGGGGGACGAGGAGGCGGCGGGCGCGGGGCAGGGCUCCGGGCAGGGCCCCCUGGCGGUGCCCGCGCGGCCCUACGCAGGGAUGCCCAGGGACGUCCUGCUGCACUUCUCCGGCCGCGCCCGCUACCGCGUGCCGCGCGAGGUGCUCUUCUGGCUGACAGUGCUGGCCGUGCUGGCGCUGACCGCCGCCUCCGCCGCCCUCAUCGCCGUGUCCCCCAAGUGCCUGGACUGGUGGCAGCAGGGGCCCAUGUACCAGAUCUACCCCCGCUCCUUCCGGGACAGCGACCGGGACGGGGACGGAGACCUGCCAGGCGUUCAAGAGAAACUCGAUUACAUCACGUCACUCCAUGUCAAGACCAUCUGGCUCACAUCCUUCUACAAGUCGGCCCUGAAAGACUUCAGGCACGGGGUCGAGGAUUUCCGGGAGGUCGACCCCAUGUUCGGGACCAUGAGAGACUUUGAGGAGCUGGUGGCUGCCAUCCAUGACCGAGGUCUGAAGUUAAUCAUCGACUUCAUCCCCAACCACACCAGCGACAAGCAUGCUUGGUUUCAGCUGAGUCGGAACCGGACGGAGAAAUAUGCGGAUUAUUACAUCUGGCACGACUGUGCCCGGAAUGGGGAUGCAAUCGUGCCCCCGAAUAACUGGUUAAGCGUGUAUGGAAACUCCAGUUGGCACUUCGAUGAGGUUCGAAACCAGUGUUACUUCCAUCAGUUUCUGAAGGAGCAACCAGACUUAAAUUUCCGCAAUCCCGACGUUCAAGAGGAAAUCCGAGAAAUCCUUCAGUUUUGGCUCACGAAGGGGGUGGACGGCUUCAGUUUUGACGCUGUCAAGUUUCUCCUGGAAGCGAAGCACCUGCGAGACGAGGCCCAGGUGGAUAAGACACAGCCCCCGAACACCGUGACGCAGUACUCGCAGCUGUUCCACGACUUCACCACCACGCAGGUGGGCAUGCACGACCUGGUGCGCGGCUUCCGGCAGACCCUGGACCAGUACAGCCGGGAGCCGGGGAGGUACAGGUUCCUGGGGACUGUGGCCUCGGGCGAGGGCAUCGAUGGGACCAUGAUGUACUACGGGCUGCCCUUCAUCCAGGAGGCCGACUUCCCCCUCAACGACGGCCUGGGCCAGCUGGACGCGCCCUCGGCGCGCCGCGUGUAUGAGGCCAUCAAGUCCUGGAUGGAGAACAUGCCGGAAGGAAAGUGGCCCAACUGGAUGCUCGGUGGCCCAGACUACGCCCGGCUGACUUCUCGUUUGGGGAAAGAGUUUGUCAACAUCAUGAACAUGCUUCUGUUCACGCUCCCUGGGACCCCCAUAACCUACUACGGGGAAGAAAUAGGAAUGAGGAACAUUCUAGCCACGAACCUCAGCGAGAACUAUGACGCAAUGGUCCUGCUCUCCAAGGCGCCGAUGCAGUGGGACAACAGCUCCAACGCCGGCUUCUCGGAGGGGAACCACACCUGGCUGCCCACCGGCUCCGACUACCAGACCGUGAACGUGGACGCGCAGAGGAGACAGCCGGACUCGGCGCUGCGGUUCUACCAGGAGCUGGGGCGGCUGCACGCGAGCGAGCUGGCCCUCAGCCGGGGCUGGCUCUGCCUCCCGCACAGCGACACGUCCGUGGUCGUGUACGCGCGCGAGAUGGACGGCCUCGACUCCGUCUUCCUCGUGGUCCUGAACUUCGCGGAGCCCCUGCUGGUCGACCUCACGCGGGUGAUUCCCGACGUGCCCCCGAGAGCGAGCGUGCGGCUGAGCACCAACGCCGACCUCCAGGGCCAGGAGGUGGACACGGCCGCCGUGCGGGUGGGCCGGGCCGAGGGCCUGCUCCUCCAGUACCCCACGCGCAGCCCCCUGCACAGCCAGCCCGCCUUCCAGGGCAGGUGCUUCGUCUCCAACCGGGCGUGCUACUCGCCCGUGCUGGACAUGCUGUACACCUCGUGCUAGGCGCCCGGCCGCCCUGCUCGCGCCA
Molecule: messenger RNA, 2026 nt
Organism: Sorex fumeus (smoky shrew)
Lineage: Eukaryota; Metazoa; Chordata; Mammalia; Eulipotyphla; Soricidae
Gene: SLC3A1
Product: solute carrier family 3 member 1
Exons: 10
Coding region: 1-2001 (666 amino acids)
Biological process (GO): amino acid transport; carbohydrate metabolic process
Source: RefSeq, a predicted model, not a curated record